Choloepus didactylus (southern two-toed sloth) is the source of this 2011-nucleotide messenger RNA. RefSeq names its product acidic nuclear phosphoprotein 32 family member E (gene ANP32E). NCBI's taxonomy places the organism in Eukaryota, Metazoa, Chordata, Mammalia, Pilosa, Megalonychidae. The coding region runs from base 322 to 1110 and encodes 262 amino acids. The transcript is spliced from 7 exons. Gene Ontology annotation, cellular component: nucleus. The record is from RefSeq and is a predicted model, not a curated record. Gene Ontology annotation, biological process: regulation of apoptotic process. Gene Ontology annotation, molecular function: histone binding; phosphatase inhibitor activity.
UUCAGUUUCUGAGCAGCCAUUGAAGGGGAAGGAACUGCGGGUGUGUGUGUGUAUGUGUGUGUGUGUGUGUGUGCGUGCGUGUGUGUGUGCGUGCGCGAGUGUGUGGACAAGGAGGUGGGGGCAGCCGAGUUAGAGUUCCAACUCCUUGGACUCCAUUUGCUAUUCUAUUUCUUCCCCACACCUAUCUGUUGGUGGUGGGCUUUCUAUUUGCGUUUCUUUUCAUUCAUUUCCACAGCUUUUUAAAUUUUAGGGUUGGGGGUAGUGGGGAAACACAGGAAAAGGGAAGGGAGGAGAGUAGUGGCAGAAGAGGAGGAGGAGGACAUGGAGAUGAAGAAGAGGAUUAACCUGGAGUUAAGGAACAGAGCUCCGGAAGAGGUAACAGAGUUAGUCCUCGAUAAUUGCCACUGUGUCAAUGGGGAAAUUGAGGGUCUGAAUGAUACUUUUAAAGAAUUAGAGUUUCUGAGUAUGGCUAAUGUGGAACUAAGUUCACUGGCCCGGCUUCCCAGCUUAAAUAAACUGCGAAAGUUGGAACUUAGUGACAAUAUAAUCUCUGGAGGCUUGGAAGUCCUGGCAGAGAAAUGUCCAAAUCUAACCUACCUCAAUCUGAGUGGAAACAAAAUCAAAGAUCUCAGCACAGUAGAAGCUCUGCAAAAUCUUAAAAAUUUGAAAAGUCUCGACUUGUUUAACUGUGAGAUCACAAAUCUGGAAGAUUAUAGAGAAAGUAUAUUUGAACUACUGCAGCAAAUCACAUACUUAGAUGGAUUUGAUCAGGAGGAUAAUGAAGCACCAGACUCUGAAGAGGAGGAUGAUGAGGAUGGAGAUGAAGAUGAUGAAGAUGAAGAGGAAGAUGAAGCUGGUCCACCUGAAGGAUAUGAAGAAGAGGAGGAGGAAGAUGAGGAGGAGGAAGAUGAGGAUGAAGAUGAAGCUGGCUCAGAAUUGGGAGAGGGAGAAGAAGUGGGCCUCUCAUACUUAAUGAAAGAAGAAAUUCAGGAUGAAGAAGAUGAUGAUGACUAUGUUGAAGAAGGAGAAGAGGAGGAGGAAGAGGAAGAAGGUCUUCGAGGGGAGAAGAGGAAACGAGAUGCUGAAGAUGAUGGAGAGGAAGAUGACUAGAUCAUUUUAAGACUAGGUUCCCUAAUGUUCCUGGAUUUGCAGUAGAGCGAUCACGUCUUCUUUCUUUCUUCAUGUACGAUAGCUAUCCCUGAAGAUAACAUGUAACUUUUUAUAGGAAAAGUGUGGUUUUACUAUUUUUGCCUUUUUAUCAUUCCAAAUAAGAUUUAUUAGUCUGUUUAUGAACAUGUUGUAUGUAGAGAAAAAUUUUCAUUGACCCCCAUUGUGAAAUUCCCUAGCAAUUAUUUGGAAUCUUAAUUUUUCUAAUUCAAGUUCACUGUAUUAGCCAUUUUUAGCCCAUAAUUAAAACAUGAUAGGUUUUACACAGGUUUAGUAUGGUGCAUUUCAUUCAUAAGGUUUUAAAGUUAUUUAUAAACUAAUUGAAAUCACAGUAGGCUAUAAUAUGGAAUGGCAAUAGUCUCUUGAAUGAUAAGUUGGUUUUUUUUCAGAGGUGACCCAGAAACCUUUAGUUCAAAGACAAUGAUUUUUUUUUUUUUUGGCUAAGAAUAUUUGGGUACUUUUUGUCACAUGUGUAACUUGGAAAGUAGAAGCAGAAUUGUAAAGGUUCUAUUCAGCAAUACAGUUCAUGGAUUUUGUGGAGGCUUCUGAAACCUCUGUUAAGCCUGGUGACUGAUAAGAUUUUAUUUUUGAAGGAAAAAUUGCCUAUACUAAGUUCAGAGAUAUGUAGGUGAACCUUUUUUUCUUCAAGCUGCAAAUCAUGACAUGCCAGGGUUUUAUUUUGUUUUGUUUUGUUUUCAGGUGUGCAUUCCUCUUCCUCUCAGCAAUUCCUUUAUGAUCACCUACCUUUCUUGUUUCACUUCCCUCCAUCUCAAAAAAAAAAAAAAAAAGGUUGGAAACCUUGUGGAUACCAGGAAAACCUUCAGUCGUAUAUCAGAACCACUUU